This is a messenger RNA of Prorocentrum cordatum, 3388 nucleotides long. The record is from the annotation of a GenBank genome assembly. NCBI's taxonomy places the organism in Eukaryota, Dinophyceae, Prorocentrales, Prorocentraceae.
GGACAUUGCGUGCGACGACUUGCGUGACAUCUACACGAACAUCGUGGACCGCGUCGGCCCUGGCUACAGCGACAUCGAGAUCUUGAAUUUCAUCGACAAGAAGUGGCUCUUCUCAGCUGAAUGGUCUCAGAAGGUACUUACGCCAGCAGGGGGGUUCGCCAUCAGCCGCCACCCGCAGAACAACCAUGGGCGCGGAGACGCAGCGAGCAUCACGGCUAAGCGCAAAUCCAUGGAGACCAUCGGGAUUCGCACCGAGCUCUCUUCGCCCCCAUGGUUUGUGCAAUCACCUGAAGGCGCUGACCCUGCCUGCGCCUUGGCCCUGCACUGGGGCACGCGCUUCGACGGCCUCAAGGAGGCGUGGUUGGCUGACAAGGAGGGAAAGAACGUCUGCGUGCAGACGUCCGUGACGAUGACGCUGAAGGGCUGCCGCAUGUACGUGAGGAACAUCCCAGCUGACGCGGCGAAGUUCUUAGUCAACUGGGGGAACAGCACCAACGAGAACACCAGCAUCACGACGCCGCUGGAAGUGCUGAUGUCGUUGGAGCCCGUGCCCGCUGCUGCCAGUCGGCACGCGAAAGCCAUGCGGUGGUCGUCUGACUGGCCCCCGAAGCCCGAGCAGGAGGAGGCCAAGAGGUGCAUCGCGAAUGAGAUGACCAAGAACUACCAGUGGGCUACCUACACAGGCUUGGAGAGAGCUUUAACAUUGUUCAAGCACUCCCGCAAGACGCCCAUCAACGCCAAUGACCCAGACAGCAAGUCCGUGUGGGACGACAUGGAGGACCUGUUCAAGGCAACCGUCGAUGGGCCGCAGCUGCAGAGCAACUUGUACGACAACUUCUUCCACCUCAGCGCGAACGUCACCAAGCAUCUGAAGGACAGCCACCCCGAGUGGAUUGCGCCGAUCAUCAUGAUGGGAUUGCCCCGCAGGGAGAAACCAUGGGGCUCGUGCGCGCUCAGGCCGAACGGCCUUCCUCUGCUCCGUUCGGCUACAGACCAGGCAAUCAAGGAUCUCGUGACCAACAUGGAUGCCAGCGAAGCGGUGAAGAUGGAUGCCAAGGAGGCCGCUGACGCCGCCAGCGGUCGCGUCUGCGGCAACGGCGGCAAGGGGGCGAAGCCGAAGAGAGGCUGCAAGACCAAGGGCCGCGGCCGCGGCAGUGGGAGAGGGAGGGGCAGUGGAGUCGGUAUUCCCAGAUCAGCUGUUCCCAGGGUGGUCCAAUCCCGAUCUGCAGCUACCGUUGCCAGCUCCACGGUCGCGCCGGCGGUGCCGAUCACCGAUGCAGGUCCAGCCGGCGGCCCAGCGACGUCGCUGACGUCGCUCACCUUUCUUCAGCGCCUUGCCGCGGAUAAGAAGAUGAUGCUCCGGAUAGCGCCUGGCAGCGAGGAGGACAUCGACGCUUUCGAAAAACUAGCGUUGUUCGGAGUUCUCAAGAAAGGUGUCAAGCUCAUUGUCAAGAACAGGGACACUGAGAAGAACGUAGUGCAGUACAGCACGCUGAGGAAGCUGUUCAAGAUGGUUCUCUACAAGAAGGGCGCUGGCACUACUGGUAGGACAUUGGAGCCUCGGCCAUCGGACCCCGACCGCGAGAUGCUCAUUGAGGGCAAGGCUUUGGAGGAUUACGGGAAGGAAGAUGAGCCUCUGACGCCUGAGAAAGUCAUCGAGCAGGCGGAUGGGCUUCGGGAUGCAGCCAAGGGGGCCAUCGAGUACAUCUGCCAGAACUCUCCGUUUGAAAAACACAUCAUGUCGCAGCCAGAUGCAACGCAGCGCCAGUCCAAGGUCAUGCUCAAGAUGUUCCAGGAGAGCUCGGCAAACGGUGGAUCCUUUGCGAGCAAGGAUGUGGCCUUCAACAGUCUCGUCGAGGGUAUCUUGGCCGAGGUGUGCGACGCGUUCCCCCCGAGCUUCGACGACGUUGCCAAGUUCAUCGAGAACGCCGUCAACCUUGACUUGAAGGAUCGGCCCGAGCUGCAGGACUUCAAGCCGCUCUUCGUUGACGACAGCCGUAGCUUCAAGCCGAAUGUCUUGCUGAUGAUGCGUCUGGAGGUGUUCUUCUACAUGGCCGCGAACGUCGGGGCGACCUCGAUUCUGGUGCGCGAGGGCCCCGUCAUCACCCCCGUGGCCUUCAUGGGCAAGUUUCUGCUCGAGGUCGUCCACAGCCAAUUGCCAGUCUUGGUGACGUCGGACACUUCUGUUCGGAACAAGUUUCUCGACACCCACUUCGGCAAGGCAGCGGCGGGGUGCUUGGGCCUGCGGCAGAUCGUGCAGAGCUUCGUGGAGAUUGCGCGCGAGAAGCAGCAGUUUGUCGAGACGCACGAUUGGGGGGUGUACGAAGCAGCGAGGGCGCAGCUGGUGGCAGAGCUUCCGCGUGCAACGAAGCCAUCGAAAGCAUGGCCUGACAUCCUGCGGGCGUCGGGUGGGUGGGACGAGUCUUGCAUGACAGUUGACCCGAAGGUCGACAUCUUCCCAGAUCUGAGGGCGCGGGCGAUCAAGGAUCUCGUAGCGACGUUCGACCAGAAAAACAAGUUGCAGAUGGAGGCGCUCCACAUCAGAAGAAAUCCCAGCGAUGCCGUGGUGCAGACGUUCACCGAGGCGUUUGUGCCGAAGCCCAAGCUUGAUACGGAGUCGGAGCCAGUAGCGCAGCCCGCCUUGCCCGCCGUAGAGCCCCUGGACAAGUACAUGCUGGACUUGGCAGCAGCUGAGAUCAAGAAUGACUCCAUCAGCGUGGCGUACAAGAAGACCCUGAUCGCGAAGGCGAACUUGAUGUUCGCAGAGGUUGCUUGUGGGGACCCCUACAAGAUGAACAAAGCCUACGGCGUGCCGUCGUCGAAGGAUGGCGCUGGCCCGAAACUCAUCCCGAUGAAGACAGAUGAGAAGGACAACCCUGCUGAACUUCUUCUCUGGGGUCGCGUCGUGGAACCCCAAGAAGCACAAUACGUGAGCCGCCAGAUGUUGGUGGACAUCGGCGAUAACGACGGCAAGGGCCCGCAGCUGUACCUCGACGGGACGAAGGCUUCGAAGCCUGGCAGCAGUCAGACGUGCUGGGGAUGGUCAGUGCUGCCUCUCCCAGUGCCGAAAGCAAAGGCAAAGGCCAAGGCCGUGACGAAUGAGCCCGAGCCGAAAGAGCUGCCCAGGUGGCUUCCUCAGCCUCCUGCGGCCGCUGCGGUUGCCCCGAAGCGGACGCCGAAGGCCAAGAGUCCCACGGUGGCCACGCACGAGCUGGCGUUCGAGAGUCGCGAGCUCCUGAUGCCAGAUGGCACUAAAUACAGGUACAAUCUGCCGCGCGUAGUGGCACUCGAGAACGGGUUCGACCACGCCUCGCAGCAAGACAACAAGCUGUACCGCAAGCGCGUGGAGUUGGACGACAAGGAAGUGAUCGUCGAGAAGCGGGCCAAG